UAUAUAAAGGUAAGCAUUUCUGUGUUAUACACAGGUGCUAUUCUCGCUCUUCUCUUUCACGUCGCUUCCAGAUCCAAGGACUACAUAAGAUAAAAUGCCUCAAUUUGGCGGAGGAAAGAAAUGCGGACGAUGCGAUAAAUCAGUGUAUGCUAAUGAGGAAAUAAUCGCUGCCGGAACUUCUUUUCACAAACGAGGCUGCUUCACGUGCCGCGACUGUAACAAGUCACUCGACAGUAAAACCGUGGCAGAGAGAAAGGAAAAUAAUGAGAUUUAUUGCAAGGCAUGCUACGGACGAAGCUUUGGACCUAAAGGAUACGGUUAUGGUGGUGGUGCUGGGGCUUUAACCAACACUGGAAUUUAAACAUCAAUAUAAGAGCCGCGUCACGACAAAACUAACAUAGUGCGUUUGCGACCAGCAUGGAUCCAGACCAGCCUGCGCAUCCGCGCAGUCUUAUCAGGAUCCAUGCUGUUCAGUUUCUCUACUUGUUAUAGAGUGGGUAAGCGAACAGCAUGGAUCCUGAUCAGACUGCGCGGACCCAUUAUGUUGGUUUUGUCAUGGCGCGGCUCAUAAGAUUUUUUUCCGUGCACUAUUCAGUACAACAGUGAUGUUAGAGUAUUGCAAUUUUUUUUGUUCCUUUAUGUCUGUGCAAACUACUGAAUAUUUUCAUAUGUAUAAAGAUGUACGGAAGAAAAUGGAUAAAUUGCGGAACAUUAUUUGACAAGUGAGAAAAUCAGACAUUAGAAAACAGUUGAAAAGGAACAUGAAUACACGAAAUGUUGUUGUAGUCCAUUACAUAAUAUGCAUAUUCUAUUUUUAUGGAUUUUAAAUCUGUAAUUAACAAUAUAAAGACUGAAUACAAUAUGUAUAGGUGUAUUUAAUUAUAUUUUGUACUAAGGAAUCUAUAUUUAUGUUUUGUAUAUACAUGUACAGCAUACACGAAUAAUUUAAACGUUCUAAAGUACCUA
This is a messenger RNA of Ruditapes philippinarum (Manila clam), 966 nucleotides long. Its product is annotated as cysteine and glycine-rich protein 1-like. Gene Ontology annotation, cellular component: cytoplasm; nucleus; Z disc. Gene Ontology annotation, biological process: sarcomere organization; muscle tissue development. The record is from RefSeq and is a predicted model, not a curated record. NCBI's taxonomy places the organism in Eukaryota, Metazoa, Mollusca, Bivalvia, Venerida, Veneridae. Bases 95 to 361 code for a protein of 88 amino acids. Gene Ontology annotation, molecular function: structural constituent of muscle; actinin binding. The transcript is spliced from 3 exons.